GAGCACAGCUUACUGUAUAACUGGAGAGUGAACUGGACAGGCACAUACUGGCACAUUCUAUACUGAGAGUGUUUAAAAUUAUAUGAAGAAUGUGGAGCAUCUGUGUACAGCACAGCCCAUAGCCAAGUGAGCAGGACCGGUGAGCGACUUCCAGAUCUACUAAUAAAGAGUGAUGCCGCGUUCCUUUGGCAACUGUUCAAGUGUGGGAGAUUCUCUAAAUCAUGUGGAACCUUUUCAUAACCUAAAUAAAUUGGAAGUCAACAUGGGAAACAAUUGCUAUAGUUUUUGUGAUAUAAAUCCUGAGGAUUGUAACAUGACACUGGAUGAGUUGCUUUUUAAAUAUCUGGGUCCUCAACAGUCGAGCUACUUUACCCCAAUAUGUGUUAUUUACCUGUUCAUCUUUGCAGUUGGAGCUGUGGGAAAUAUACUGACUUGCAUCGUGAUUCUCAAACACAAGAUUAUGAGAACUCCUACUAAUUACUACUUAUUAAGCCUGGCCAUUUCUGACUUGCUCGUUCUUCUUCUGGGAAUGCCUCUGGAACUCUAUGAACUUUGGAGCAACUAUCCUUUUGUUUUGGGGGAAGGUGGCUGUUCAUUUAAGACACUGCUCUUUGAGACAGUUUGCUUUGCCUCUAUACUAAAUGUAACUGCUCUGAGUGUGGAGAGGUACAUUGCAGUUGUACAUCCUCUUCGGGCCAAGUAUGUGGUAACCAGAAACCAUGCCAAGAGAGUCAUCUUCACUGUGUGGGUCAUAUCUAUUCUGUGCUCCAUUCCCAAUACAAGCCUUAAUGGCAUAUUGCACCUACGUGUGUUGGGAAUAGGUGUAGUGCCAGGAUCUUCCACCUGCACUGUAGUGCGGCCCCGUUGGAUAUACAACCUUAUAAUCCAGAUUACCACCAUAUUUUUUUUCUUUUUACCCAUGGGCACCAUCAGUGUCCUGUACCUUCUUAUUGGCCUUCAACUUAAGAAAGAAAAAAUGUUGCAAGUCUUAGAAACCAAAUCUGGAAAGGAAGGAGACAGUUACCAAAAUAUUCGGCUGCAGCAGGAGAAGACCCGAAGGAGACAGGUGACAAAAAUGCUAUUUAUCUUAGUGGUGGUAUUUGGGAUCUGCUGGGCACCCUUUCACACGGAACGGCUCAUGUGGAGUUUCAUAAAUGACUGGACAGAAGCGAUGCAUCAAAUAUUUAGCUUUGUCCAUGUGAUCUCUGGGGUGUUAUUCUACCUGAGUUCUGCGGUUAACCCCAUCCUGUACAACCUACUGUCCACGCGAUUCCGGGAGAUGUUUAAGGAGGUCAUGUGCCAUGGGAGGACAAAGAGGCUGGGUUCCAGGAGGUCUUCCCCAAGUGUCACACGUGGAACCACACGCAGCACAGUGUGUGAGAAUAUUCCUGGAAAUGGAUUACGAUUCUCUGAUGUUGAUGAGUUUGUUGUAUAUUUAGAGUGUGAUAAUGUGGCAAAAAGUUAGUCAUUUUUCUAUAUCAACUAAAACUACCUUAAAGCUGGCCAUAGAUGCAAAGAUCCCAUCGUUCGAUUCCUCGAACGAUCGGACUUCCCCAUCUCUUGA
This is a messenger RNA of Xenopus laevis (African clawed frog), 1564 nucleotides long. RefSeq names its product neuromedin U receptor 1 S homeolog (gene nmur1.S). NCBI's taxonomy places the organism in Eukaryota, Metazoa, Chordata, Amphibia, Anura, Pipidae. The record is from RefSeq and is a predicted model, not a curated record. The coding region runs from base 173 to 1465 and encodes 430 amino acids. The transcript is spliced from 3 exons. Gene Ontology annotation, molecular function: neuromedin U receptor activity; G protein-coupled receptor activity; neuropeptide receptor activity. Gene Ontology annotation, cellular component: membrane; plasma membrane. Gene Ontology annotation, biological process: neuropeptide signaling pathway; signal transduction; G protein-coupled receptor signaling pathway.